Ostreobium quekettii is the source of this 765-nucleotide messenger RNA. NCBI's taxonomy places the organism in Eukaryota, Viridiplantae, Chlorophyta, Ulvophyceae, Bryopsidales, Ostreobiaceae. The record is from the annotation of a GenBank genome assembly.
AUGGCAACAAAUCCGAGCAGCCGAGUGCGCAUGGCUGGCACCACGUGCAUUCACUAUCUUGGCCCCCAGAGGGAACUGGACGCGAUAGAGUCGUUCACGGAGCUGGGCUGCCUCCUGCCCGCGCACCACAUCCGUAUCGUCUUCGUCGGCCCGGACGUUCCCCACGCGUUGGACGGCGCUUCCCUGCUGCGCCCCUCCCCGCGCGUGCCCCUCUGCGGCAACGUCGCCUGCAGCUGCGCGGCUACUGCCCGCGAGCCAGUCUCGGACGGCACGAGCCGGUCGCGCACUCCAGCCGCCUCAAGCGUCGACGAGGCGGGCAUCGGGGAUCGCGACGCGUUCCCGGGGUGGGCCGGAUCGCAAGGCAGCCUGCGAAUGGAUUUUCAUCGCGGCUUGUAUCACGAUUGGAUCGGCGGGCUCGCCGAGGAGGGGGCCGAGCAAAGGGCGCCGGACCUCGUCUUCGCCGCCAACGCCGGCCUGGAGGCCUACGCCGGCUGGCGCCCGUCCCUGGAGCGCCUGGAGGCCGGUGUGCCGCUCGUUGUGACGGACUACUGCGAGGAGGCGGCGGCGAGGGCGGGCGUCGUGCUGGGGGCCUUGGGCCUAAGGGUUCGGAGCGUAGGGCUGAACCCAUUUCGGCAGCCCGUGAGGGACCGGAGGGCUGGGAACAAUCUGCCCAGCUGCAGCAACGGUUUCGUGCUCGUGGCGGAGAGGGCGGGCUCGAGGCGCGGGGGCCAUGCUUCGUGGGAUGGUUGUGUAAGGUCGUCGUGA